CAACUUGCAGAAAUUCAGCCCAAACGCUGUGUCCUCUAAUGACCUCACAUCCUGUUUUCCCACUUCCUUCUGAAUGGACCGGUUUGGGACGGUCCGGUCCCAGCGCAGCGUGGAUCUGUGGUGUGUCGGCGCGCUUCCUCAGACACAUGUAGUUCAGAUAGUCAGUGUUCACAGGCUGCAGAAAACUUUUAACACAACGAUCCGACCAUGCACCGUGUGACUCAGUGACAGAGCAGAGGAGGCACUGUUGUUGAACGUCUGACAGAAUGAAGAUGAGAGAGGUGAAGAUAAUAAACAAGGGCCUGGAGGAUGAGAUGGAGGUGUGGGGGUACCGGCCCUGUCUGUGGAAGAUGAUCCUGGUGGGCGUAGGUGCUGUUUGCUCCUGUGGUCUCCUGCUGCUGCUGCUCUAUUGGCUGCCUGAGUGGGGCGUCAAGGGCACCUGCACACACACCUCGCUGAGGGACGCGCACACACUGCUGCUCAGGACCACAGAUGAGUUCAGGCAGUGGUUUCGAGCCAAAGUACAUGUGAUGUUGGCUCCGGGAAAGAAACCCUUCGACAGCUUGGAUCUGCAGCCCACGGCUCAGCUGCCGAACGGAGACGGAGACCACAGCGUCAGCGCUGUGCACGAGGAGCAUCAUGGGAAAUUUGCUGAGAGGCAGAAUGCUCAGAUCCACUACUUCACCCACCACAGCACUAAAUACUACUGGGAUGAUGAGACACAGAACUUUGACACGUAUAAAGGCCUGGAGGAUGUGAAGCUGAGCUGUUCAAGUGUUCACUCUGACCACAGCUCUGGACUUUCUAAAACACUGCAGGACUACAGGAGGUUGUUUUUCGAGGAGAAUGAGAUCGCUGUGAGAGUGCCCUCUCUAUUCAAGCUCCUCAUAAAGGAGGUCCUGAAUCCUUUCUACAUCUUCCAGCUCUUCAGUGUUAUUCUGUGGAGCGCAGAGGACUACUACUACUACGCCACAGCCAUAGUGUUCAUGUCUGUCAUUUCAAUAGCUACCUCACUGUAUACCAUUAAAAAGCAAUACGUGAUGCUACAUGACAUGGUGGCAGCACACAGUGUGGUCCGUGUUUCGCUGUGCAGAGGAAGUAAAGAUAUUGAAGAGGCCAUGUCGACGGAGCUUGUGCCCGGUGAUGUCGUCAUCAUUCCAGCCAAUGGGAUGAUCAUGCCCUGCGACGCCGUGCUCAUCCAUGGAACCUGUAUUGUAAAUGAGAGCAUGCUGACAGGAGAGAGCGUGCCGGUUACCAAGACCAGUCUACCCAGUUUAGGUGAGGAUGCAGCCGGGAGCUAUAAUAUAGAGGAGCAUAAGAGACACACCCUGUUCUGUGGCACCCACGUGAUCCAGACGCGCUUCUACACCGGUGAACUGGUGAAGGCUGUUGUGGUCAGAACAGGCUUCAGCACAGAGAAAGGCCAGCUCGUGCGAUCCAUCCUCUACCCCAAACCCACAGACUUCAAGCUGUACCGCGAUGCGUACCUGUUCCUGCUGUGUCUGGUGGGGGUGGCAGGGAUCGGCUUCAUCUACACCAUCGUCCUCAGUAUAAUGAACAAGGUUCCAGCUAAAACCAUCAUCAUUGAAUCUCUGGACAUCAUCACCAUCACUGUGCCGCCGGCCUUACCGGCGGCCAUGACAGCCGGUAUUGUGUACGCGCAGCGGCGUUUGAAGCGCGUCGGCAUCUUUUGCAUCAGUCCCCAGAGGAUCAACAUGUGUGGUCAACUUAACCUGGUUUGCUUUGACAAGACUGGUACUUUGACUGAGGAUGGCUUGGACCUGUGGGGUAUUCAGAGAGCUGAAGAUGGCAGCUUUUCUCCGCCAGAGUCUGACGCAGCGAAAGAGAGUCUGGUGAACUCCGCCUUUGUGGCCUGCAUGGCGACCUGCCACUCGCUGACCAAGAUAGAGGGCGAACUCUCCGGGGACCCUCUAGACCUCAAGAUGUUCAGCGCCACAGGCUGGAUCCUAGAGGAGCCCACAGAGGAAGAGACCGCACUCCACAAUCCCAUAAUGCCCACUGUGGUGCGACCUCCAAAGCACGCCGACCCUGAAGCCAAUCAGAACAACCUGCUCACUCAGAACAUGGAGUUAUCUGAAUUAUCAACUUGUGAGAUCGGUAUCGUGCGUCAGUUCCCCUUCUCCUCGCUGCUGCAAAGGAUGAGUGUGGUGGUCAGGAGGUUGGGGGAAAAACACAUGCACGGCUACUUGAAAGGAGCGCCGGAGAUUGUGGCCAGCCUCUGCAAACAGCACACAGUCCCACAUAGUUUUGCAGAGACUCUGGAGACUUACACCAGGCAGGGCUUCAGGGUCAUUGCCCUGGCUCAUCGACAGCUGGAGUCCAAACUCUCCUGGCACAAAGUCCAGAGCCUCAGCAGGGACCUGAUAGAGACCAACAUGGAGUUCCUCGGUUUGAUCAUCAUGCAGAACAAAAUAAAGCAGGAAACUGCCGGGGUUUUACGUGAAUUACGACAAGCUAACAUCCGCACACUGAUGGUCACAGGUGACAACAUGCUGACGGCCAUAUCAGUGGCUCGAGACUGCGGCAUGAUCCGUGCACACGAGAAGGUCAUUAUAGCAGAUGCUGUGCCUCCUAAAGAUUUACAGUCUGCUAGUAUCACGUGGCAUUACAGAGAGAAUCCCGCUCAGACAGUCAAAGACAAUCAGAGCGUGGAGAUAAACCUGGAGGAAGGGAUGUGUGACAAGCGUCAGGCUCUGCAGGAACAAAGCUAUCACUUCGCUGUGAGUGGCAGAGCCUUCGCUGUCAUCGCUGAGCACUUCCCUCAACUCGUCCCAAAGCUCGUGCUGAGAGCCUCUGUGUUUGCACGCAUGGCUCCAGACCAGAAGACUCAGCUGGUGGAAGUCCUGCAGAGCAUCGACUACACUGUUGGGAUGUGUGGUGAUGGUGCUAAUGACUGUGGAGCUCUGAAGAGAGCUCACAGUGGGAUUUCUCUGUCCGAGCUGGAGGCCUCUGUUGCUUCACCCUUCACCUCCUCCACCUCGAACAUCUCCUGUGUCCCCAACCUCAUCAGGGAGGGUCGAGCCGCCCUCAUAACAUCAUUCUGUGUGUUCAAGUUCAUGGCUCUCUACAGCAUCAUCCAGUACCUCAGUGUCACCCUGCUCUACUCGAUCCUCAGCAACUUGGGAGACUUCCAGUUCCUCUUCAUUGACAUCGCCAUCAUUCUCAUCAUUGCCUUUACAAUGAGUCUGAACCCGGCGUGGAAGGAGCUGGUGUGGCGUCGCCCCCCGUCCAGUCUGAUCUCCGGCCCGCUGCUCUGCUCGGUUCUGACCCAGAUCCUCACCUGCCUGGUCUUCCAAGUCCUGGCUUUCCUCUUAGUGCGACAGCAGAGCUGGUAUGAGAUAUGGACACCUCAGUCAGACGCCUGUAACGUUUCCAGCUCGAGUCUCUCUCACAGCCAGAACGUAACCACUCCUCACGACCACAAAAACAUCAGGAACUACGAGAACACCACCCUCUUCUACGUCUCCUCCUUUCAGUACUUGGCUGUGGCCAUCAUCUUCUCCAAGGGAAAGCCAUUCAGACAGCCAAGCUACAAGAACUGGCCGUUCAUGCUGUCCUGCAUCGCUCUGUAUAUGUUCCUCCUCUUCAUCUUGCUGCAUCCUGUUCCGGCCAUCGACAACUUCCUGGAGAUCGUGUGUGUUCCCCACGACUGGCGCAUUACACUGGUGGUCAUUGUCAUAGUGAAUGCGGCUGUGUCUUUCAUGCUGGAGAUUUUGAUCCUUGACAUCAUCUUGUGGAGGCUAGUUUUCAGAGGCAGUCAGGGGGCAAACCGCCCCACAGAGUCCGGCUCUGCUGCCACACCUCAGGUGGCCAAUGACCGCUGGGCCUCGUCCUUCCUCUCCUGGUUGUUCUGUCGGAGAAACAAGCCUCCAAGGGUGCGCUACAUGCACCUGGCCCUGGAGCUGCAGGACGACUCCGACUGGCCCCCCAGACCCUCCACGGUCACCUACGCCAGCGAUCCACAGUCCCCCAUCUCAGCCCCCCUCUGACACCAACGUGACCAACGAGCAAACUACUGCACAGACUAAAUCUAAAGCCCCCGACAAGCCUGUAUGUUGAGUGAGCACGAGUCAGAGAUGUUACGGAUGGUGAGAUGAUUUUAUUUAGGAGGUGGACCCUAACGGAUGCCAGCUAACAAGCCUUCAUGAAGAAGAGGAAUCCUGUUUUGAAUGACUGAUACUGUGAGCUGCUCAUACAUAAUGUUCUCUUCCAUUUUGAUUCAUCAAGGUCAUCAGAAUGGACAAACUUCCAGCACUUGGAUUUUAGUCGUAUUGUCGUAACACACUGCUGAAACCUGAGCCAGAGGCCUCUGUUAAAGGAAUAGUUCAGUGUUUUCGGAAAUACUAUGCAUUUUUUUUUGCUUUCUUGCAGAGAAUCAGAUGAGAAGAUGGAUACCACUCUCAUGUACUUAUGGUAAAUAUGAAAGUAGUGACAGCAAGCGGUUAGCUUAGCUUAGCUUAGCUUAGCACAAAGACUGUGAAAAGUGUCAAACAGCUAGCCUGGCUCUGUCCAAAGUUAAAAAUCUUUACAAUCUGUAUUUAAAGGGCCCGCAAAACGAGCCGACAUGUCAGCCAGUGUCUUUGUGCCAACUGACCACAAGUACUGUAUAAGUAAGCUACAUGAAAUCUUUUAAAUUAGCAACAUUAACAUUACUGACUGAGUCACAUCAAGUUGUCAAGCAACAACAUUUUGCAUGCUAUGGAGCUAGUUAGCAUGCAAUUCCCUCCUAUUUUCACAAAAGAUAUUAUAGGCUACUCUUUACCAACUCACCUGGAACAUCUACAGUGUCAGACACCUUUGUCCAUGAUGCAUCUUUUAUUAAAUUUAAGUCUCUGGAAGCAAGCAGGGACAUGAUGUAAAGGACGGGGAAACAUGCCACUGCAAUUAUCAGUGUCUCCUCCUUUGUGCUUGGGAAAAGAUGUUUGAUGGAAACAACAGAUUACACGGUUGUGUUCUCUAGUGUUCUCCAGAGCAGAACACUGAACCGCGUCAUAGCUGAUUAACAUAAAGUUGCCCAAGAUGCGCUGCUAACAGGCAUACCACUGCUCGCUGCCAAGAGAUGCUGGCUCACGAAGAAAAUUAAUGACUUCUGCUUUCACCACGUUUUACCUUGCAGGUUUUAUCUAUACUUAAAGUCAAGGGUAAAAAUUACCUAUGGUUUUAUGGGUGGUUAAGUCUCCGCUGGUUACCUGGCAGCCUCACGGUGAUGACCACGCUCCAGGCUAGCUGCUCCUCCUGUUUUCAGGCUCUUUGCUAAGCUAAGCUAAGCUAAGCUACCUGGCUGCUAGCUGUAGCUUCGUAUUCAGCCGUCAGCUGAACGCUAACGCUCAGUGUAUUUCCCAAAGUGUUGAACUACUCCUUCAGUACGACUGGAUGUUUUAUUGUACUUCAUUCCAAUGGCAAACAAAAUGCAACUACUACACUGGACAGUGAGUAUGGUAUAAGUUUGUUUUUUUCAUUAUCCGAUCCAAUAUCUGAACCAAGUGAGAGGCACAUUCUUUGGCGUUUUGACAUCAGACACAGAUACAGUAUCCAGCUGCUGCUUUUCUCCUUCACUUGUCACUGUUAAAAGCACUGGAUGAAUCUUUCCACUGCUGCUAAAAUAUAAAAGUUGUAAAGCAGUUUGAGGUCAUAUGGAUUCAAAGAAACAUGAGGACUUAUCUGUUUUUGCAGUUCUGUGAAUAUGACUGAUACUGUUGUAUUUCUAUGACAGAAAACAUUCCACUGCUGCAUUUCUGUCUUAGAGUUGCUUCGCUGAAAUUCUUCCUGUGGAAGAGAGAAGCAGAAAUUUGUGUCCCUUUUUAAAAAAAAAAAGAAAAAGAAAAGUACUACCAGUACUGCAAUAGAAUCAAAAUGAACCAUUUCGUUAUCCCUCGGAUGCAUUAUGAAAUGUUCUUUUACUCAAUAUAUGAAUUUUGUUUUUUUCUUUUUUUUUUUAAUGCAGGUUUGGCUUAAUUACACCAUUUAACAUUACUAAGGUACUGUUCAGAGGUGAUGAUGUUUUAAUUGAUUAAACAAAUUAAACAAAACAAAUUAAUCAAAAUGAAUCUUCAAUUUUCAAUCAAUUAUUUUCAAAAUAGUUGAUUUUAACGUUUGAUUUUUAUACAAUACCUUUAGGUAACCGUUUACAGCUGUUGUACACAGCAUAUUUUUGUAGUUAAGUGUACAAAAUGAAAUAAAUGUGAAAAUAGAAAAGAAUAAUCACCAAAAUGUCUCCAUUAUUACUAUAAAAAAGAGCAAAGUUUUUAAGGGAAUGUUUUUCAAAAUUGCAAUAAACUUAUUUUCGUAUUUCUACAACGUCACAAAAAUGUUUUCAGUUUAUGUCAACAAAUAUCCCGGUGUUUGCUCUGCAGAACUCCCAUUACAUUUCCCAAUAAAUCUGUAUAUUAA
Molecule: messenger RNA, 6411 nt
Organism: Seriola aureovittata
Lineage: Eukaryota; Metazoa; Chordata; Actinopteri; Carangiformes; Carangidae
Product: polyamine-transporting ATPase 13A3-like
Exons: 33
Coding region: 267-4010 (1247 amino acids)
Biological process (GO): intracellular calcium ion homeostasis; polyamine transmembrane transport
Cellular component (GO): late endosome membrane
Molecular function (GO): polyamine transmembrane transporter activity; P-type ion transporter activity; ATP hydrolysis activity
Source: RefSeq, a predicted model, not a curated record